GUCACAGCCAGCCAGUCGUGAGUUUUCAUUAGGAUCGGACGCAUUGUCGGAACGGAACGGAACAGGCUUGCGUUGCAAUUUUUGCUAUCCUUACCCCUCACUCUCUUUCUCUCCGCCGUCGCCACCGCCGCCGCCACCGUCGUCGUUGUCGUUCAGGACAUAUGUCACACAUCAGUUAAUAGUGUUCCUGCCUUUUCCCUCCGUGCCCGUUCCGCACCGCACUGUUCAUAACGUUGUGUGGAAGAAGAAUAAUAAAGUAAACUUUUCGAUUCCGGCCGUAUCAGUGCGAGUGUGUUAUCUGUGCAGCUUUUUCCGGCUCUCCUUCAGGAAGAUGUUUGAAUAUUUCAUCAGCCACAUAUGGGAUGCGCCGUAGUAACUUUUUUACGAUGAAAACCUCACCGGAUUUGAUUACACUCCGCUCGGGCUGGAAUAAGACCACCUGCAGUUUGCUUGCUCCUGCAGGUAGGCAAACAAUUGUGAUUGACCAGAAUCUCAGAAGGAUUGGACAAGUGCGGACUUAGUUCCCCAAUGGAAAAGUUCAAAGGAGAAGAAACAAAAGUAUUAACAGCAUGUGCACUCGCGAAGCCGUCAGGAUCCGUGAAAACUAGUGUGCGUUCCGGGUUUUGUGUCUAGUUCUACUCUCCGUUUGUGUGUGAGUUUUUUACGGAGUGUGUUUUUCCAUAUCCAUACCUGUCUGUUUUUCGUUUUCCUACGGUGAGUGUUUAAUUCCCUGUCGGUCGAUUUCCUUCGGUGACCCAGUUUCCACCGCCCGCAUUCUGUAUUUUCUCUCUGUCCAUCUCUCUCUCUCUCGCACUCCGAAUGUAGGAUAGUUAAAUGCAGGAAAAGUUGUUCAACAGAGGAAAAAGCAGAAAAAAUGCCAUAUAAUGUGAUUUAUCUGCAGUGCGCGAUUUUCAGCAUAACAGUGAAGAGCCUGUCUCCUUUUCCUCCCACGACCUCGGUAUGAAAAUACGCCGAGCGAGAAAAGGAAAUGAAUUGAUAAAAUCUUGAAUACUAACCAUCCUUGGCCGGGAAAAUAAGAAAAAAAGUAAAAGAGUACAGUGUGUAAGCAGCAGCGAGUGAAACGAUGGCCUACAUAGCGGCAGUGCAAUUUACCGCGAACCGGAGGAAUUCGCCGGAACCACUUGAAAUGUCGGUCGAUUUCCGGAGAAAUCGCUAGGAAGCGGGUUGUGCUGUUCCUGAUUCGCGCCGGUCGACCGGUAGCGUCUCCAUUUAAUUGUACACCGAAGCAAAGGAAGAAGAAGAGCCGCCUGUGUAGGUUAGAAAAAUUGUCCGUUCAUUCAGUCUUUCAGCUUCGACGAAAUAAAAAAAAAAAACAACCCAGCAUCAGCAUCAGCAAGGCGGCAGUUUCCAGCAAGAGAAAUGCCCGGUAUCGUCGUGUUCCGUCGACGGUGGUCAGUCGGGUCGGAUGACCUGGUUGUUCCCGGUCUGUUUCUCUUCGUCAUCCAUCUGAUAUGGCUCCUAGUGCUGGCCGUGGUUACUGGCGUGUUCCAUUAUGACCUCUCGGUACGAUGCAUAGAACUGCUGUGGUACUUUCAAAUCGGCUAUUUAGCGAUUCUGGGCCUUUGUGCCCUACUCGAGUUAGCAAUAUGCGUUGUUUCGAUGCGGGGCAGCAUCCUCGAUACGGGACCCCGUGUGGCAAUGCCAUAUCUGCUGUACAUACGAAUUCUAGUCAUGCUGUUGGACCUCACCUGGCUGAUAUUGGGUGUGGUGUGGAUGAAAGAUCAUUACCUCGACUGUCCGAUUCAGGAACCGAAGGAGACGAUACUGGCGGUGAUCAUCUGUAAUCUGCUGGUGAUCUUCAGUAUGGUGACUACAAUCUGGUGCACCUUUGAUCCUGCGGGACGGUCCUGGGUGAAGAUGAAAAAGUAUCAACGAUCGAUGCGGGAGUCCGAGUCUCGGUUUAACUAUAAACGAAGCGGCAGCCGGAGUCGCAACUGGCGCCAGCGGAAGGUGAUACGAGCCUACCAGGACAGCUGGGAUCAUCGGUGCCGACUGUUGUUCUGCUGUAUGGGCAACAGCGAUCGCAGCCGGAAUUCGUUCACCGACAUCGCCCGACUGUUGAGCGAUUUCUUCCGCGAUCUUGACGUGGUGCCGUCCGAUGUCGUAGCCGGUUUGGUGCUGCUGAGGAAGUUCCAAAAGUUGGAACAGGAGGCGACGGUUCGACAGCGUAAAAACGGCACCUACGAGUUCCUAUCGGGUGUUCCCAUCACCGCCAACACUCACUUUCUGGCGUUGAACGACUCGAAAGACUACGACCACUUUCAGACUGUGAUUCGUUAUAUGUAUUUCGCCCAGGGUGCCUACGGGUGGCCAAUUUUCCUAAUGACUCACUCCCGGACUGGAAUUUGCCAGCUGGGGUCCGAGCUGACCUGCUGCCUGUCGUGCUGCCGACGGAAAUCCGGCGUCGAUGUGAUUGAGGAUAACUGCUGCUUCUGUAACUACGCUGCCCUCAAGAAGAUGCUACAAGUUGGAGAGGUGGAGGUAAUCUACGCAACAUAUCACGUGGAUAUCGGAGAAACACCGUUCUUUGUUGCGGUUGAUUACAACUAUGGCAAGGUGGUGGUCAGCAUACGGGGUACCCUUAGCAUGAAGGAUGUUCUGACUGAUCUAAACGCUGAGGGCGAGUGUCUGCCGUUGACACCACCACGAGAGGAUUGGCUGGGACACAAAGGUAUGGUACAGGCGGCAAUCUACAUCAAAAACAAGCUGGAGGAGGAAAAUCUCAUCCAACGGGCGCUUGCUCACAAUCCGGCCCGGGGGACGCCAGACUUCGGGUUGGUUCUGGUGGGACACUCGCUGGGCGCCGGAACGGCGGCGAUAUUGGCAAUUUUGAUGAAACAGCAGUACGACGAUUUGCACUGUUACAGCUACUCACCACCAGGGGGAUUGUUGAGCAUGCCAGCAGUGGAGUACAGUAAAUCCUUCAUCACCUCGGUGGUGGUUGGCAAGGAUGUGGUCCCCCGGAUCGGUCUUCACCAAAUGGAGGCCCUGCGAGCGGAUCUGAUCAACGCCAUCCAGCGGAGCAUCGAUCCCAAGUGGAAGACGAUAGCCUGCUCGGUUAUCUGCUGCUGCUGCGGACCGGAACCCACCUCGGUGACGGAAAUGUCCACCAAGGUGGAGAACGUUCAACGCUACGAACAGGAUCGAAACAGUGCCCGCCAAAGCACGGUGCAUCCGAAUGACAACUCCAUCGCACUGACGCUCCACCAUCCGCUCUAUCCGCCGGGACGGAUCAUCCACAUCGUUCGUCAUCAUCCUAGCCAGGAAGAACACAAGUACGAGAAAGGUUGGAGACAAAUGCUCAAAAAGCACGAACCAGUCUACCAGGCGAUCUGGGCCAACAACACGGACUUUGACGAGGUGCUUAUCUCUCCGGUGAUGCUGCAGGAUCACAUGCCGGACAAGGUGCUGGCGGCACUGAACAAGGUUAUAACCACCGUUGGCCCCCGGAAACCCCAGCGCCAAUCAUCGAACGCCAACUCUUCAAUCGCUUCAGACUUCGACGGGGGUCUGCUCCCGGAUGGACAACAGCAGCUCAUCUCCGCUGGCCAACCGACGGGAGUCUCUUCUUCGCUGCAGAGUCCGGCCUCACCUUCUGUACUGCACAAAAUUUGCCUGGAAACAUCGUUCACCAGUCUUCAGUCACCCCUGGAUCACAACCCCCCUAGUAAGGCUUCUUCCGUUGCGGGAAGUAUCCUGGGGUUACGCAGCCAGCUCUCGAGUACCGUAGAUGACAGCGGCAUUCCGCAGAGUCUGUCCGGUCCCAGCGAGGCGACAACCGUGAUAUUGAACGAUCCUCUCCACAGCCACUAUCACAAUCACCAACAGCCGAGGGCGUCCAGUUCGGCAAGCAAUGCGACCACUGCCAAGACGGUCAACUUCAGCACAUCUCCGAAGAUACGAACGGCACCAGCUCCACCUGCAAGCAACAACUCCCAGAAGAAACCGAACAGCUUGUCGUGGAACGGCACCCGGCAGAACUCUUGCGAGAUCAAGAAGAUUGACCUCAUCCACGACGAUUGGUUCGGCCUGGCUCCACUAGCCAGUCCAGAAAGUUUGUCGGAACUAUCCAGCAUCAGCUCGCGGGCUAGUUUCGGAGCUAACCUAGCGUCCAGUAUUGAUCGGUACCUGGAGAAGAUCACCGAAAGUAACGAGCGUGGACAGAAAGGUGACGGAUCCGAUCCCCUGCUGGAGUCCCAACUUCAUACUCCCAAAAUUAUGCGGCGGACACCGAAGGUUAGCGGUAAUCUGUCGAUGUGUGCCGAGGACAUGAAAACUAUCAACAGUUACAAGCGGAUGGGUAAGAUCUUCGUGCUGAAUCGCGCUCCCUCGGAUAGUGACUCUACGAUGGACAGUUAUGAGUCGGCACAUAACGUAAUCGUUCUAGACGGUAACGGAAUCAUUGGUAUGGAAGAACUUGGAGGCACCGCUGGGAGCUCACCGAUCAAAGAGAACUCCAAAUCGGCGGAUAAUCUAGACGAGUUCAACUCAAGGCAAGCGACAACGGGCAACGCUGGCAGCAGUAGUAGUGGCGGAACCAAAAAGACCUCAUUUACCGUUAGUGAUAGUGCGAUCCAGCACGAAUGCACCUCGAAUUGUCCCUCGUGUCCCUGUCGGCGCUCGCCGGGUGGACCUUGUUGCCAGAAGUUCAAUCAUCGGGAUUGCUACAACUACAAGUACACUUCGUUCAAUAUUUUUAAGUUCAACAGCAGCCGGGAUCGGGAAGGCAGCAUGCGGGAUAGUAAAACGGCCAGCUCUAGCGACACUUAUCAUAGCGCGAUGUCGUCCUUGACCGGCGACCUCGACCACAGUGGCACCAGUACAAAUACCUUCAACUCUAGCAACAGUAGCAGCAGUAGAACCCUCCAGAAUACCUGCCUAAAGCCGGGAGUACUAGAAUCUCACUUCCCUGUCUACCCGGAGACAGUUUCCGACGAACGUCUGUCCCUGCUGUCGACGACCAACGAAGGCAGCCCCGUUCGACUCGCAACCGUAGCGACAAUAAACAGCCAACGUUUGAGCCUAAAACAUCAGUUCUGUCCAACCGGAAGCAGCAGCAACACCAACAAACGCCACAACGAGGAAGACCUGAAUGCGUUCUCUCGCAAUGAGUCCCUCCCGCUGUUGGCCAAUCUGGUGGAAAAAUCCUCCCCCACAAAGUACGUCCGCAAGAAGCAUUCCGCAGUGUACCCGAGCGAAGUCGGCUAUCCGUUCGCGACCGCAGGUUUCAGUGCUAGUGGUGGUGGCAGCGGCAGCAGUAAUGGCGGUGGCAGCAUCGCAACCAUCCAUUCGUCCUCAUCGUAUUCGUCCGUCAACACCUCCUCGUCGCCCAGUCGGCAAAAAACCCAGAAGAGCGAAAGCAGCGUAUGAGAUCCGAGCAGCAACAACGACAACGUCGACGAAACGAUAGUCUGAGAAUCUCGAACCAAAACCAAAAAAAAUGAAAGUCAAACUCUAGUCUACUGUACUUUUCUUGUUCCCCUUCACUGAUUUUAGGUACUGACGAGUAAAAUAGUGAUUUUUUAUUGCUGCGUGCUGUGAUUACUUUUAACUAAUUUACUUCUGCUUUGUCAAAAGUAUUCGAACCCUUAUUCUCUGUUUGUUAAACAUUUGACAACUUCCUAGCUGCCUACCUGCAAUAGUGAACUUCGCAACAAUUGAGAUGAAUGAGAUGAUGAUGACCUUAAGUAAUUGAUUGAUAUGAACGACUUUAGGUUUCAGACUUUAGCUCAUUAAUUUCAUUUCAGUUUCUGACAUUAAGCGAAAUGAAUACUUAGUUUCAGAAUUCUGCAAGAGCAGUAAUGAUUUUUAGAAAUUUCAACCUGUUAACGUUCUGCUAGCCCCUGGUUGAGAAUUGUUUUACUGUUGUCAAAACACCAUCGUUCUUAAUUUAUCAUCUCCCUGUCAGUGCCCAGAUAACAAGCAAUUAAAUAAAAAUAGUACUCCGGAUUUGUUUGGAGAAAAAUUGAAAUAUGGUUCGAUAAUUAAGGAUGAUUUUCGCGGAUCCAGGAUUUUUUUUUAUAGUUGAUAAUUUUCCUAACUUAAGUCAAAAAACCACUCACCUGUUUGAAACCUUCCUAGAGUUCGAGGUCACCAUCAUCAUCAGCAUCCUUCUUCUCCAGUCUCUCGCAUGAAAAGCUAGCCUUGUCGAAGUUGUGAAACUUGCGAGAUCUAAUCAGUUCUAGUCAGUGCAAAACGAAAGAAAAAAUACGAUAAUGAUGUGCCAAACCAACAGCGCAUUUAUUGGCUAAGUUAAACACUCACACAAACAUACAACACACACACAGUAGGGGAAUCAGAAAAAGUCAAUUUUACUAUACAAACCAUAAAAGAAAAGAACACAAGAACCACACUUCUGUCGACAAAUUGUGUGUUAAGCAAUUGUGGAAUGAUAAACAUACUAACUCUUUAGACACUAGCAAAUAUACAAAUAUUUCGAAUUUCAGGAGAAAUUACUAUUGUAGAGCAGAAAAACUUGAUAUUAAAAAAACCUAGAUGAUCACGAGAUAUAAAGUUUAGAAUUUUUACAUUCAACUUCAACUUGUAUUAUAAUUGUUACUAUGAUAUCAGAACUACAAAGAACAACCAAAAAAAAUAACAGAACCAGAGUUUAGCGCAAGACGAAAUGUUAGAAAAAGGUCUGAAUAUUCUAAAUUUUGUACAUACGAACAGUCCUGCUGCGUAAAAUUUAUUAGUGCUGGAAUGGAGAGUGAAAAAGGUAAACAAGCCAGAAGCAGCAGGAUCGUUCACCCGAGAGACAUGGAAACAAUAACGAAAUAAAACACACACUAUACCCAAUAUAGCCAAUCAGCCGCGGCACCUUGUCGGUCCCCGGUUGGUCCGGUUACGAACAAACAAAUAGAAGGAAAAAAAACAAAACCAAUUGAAGGACAGUUUUAGUGAAAGUAAUUUGAGAGAAAGAGAAACGCACAUUUUGUGUCGUUCCCCGUUUUGCAUUAUUACCACAAAUAGUAAACCAGCUAACAAAAAUCUAAACUAGUGAAAUCUAAAAAAACAAACAUGUCAACAUUAACGAUGUCAAAUUGAUUGGGAGCAGAACAAAAAAUAAACAGACGUUUCAAAUUAAAGUAAAGCAGUAAGCGAAAUGAUAAAUUAAAUAUAUAUCUACUAAAAUCCUCUCAUAUUGAAUCAGUCAGAAACAGUAUGAUGCAUUAUUACUGUUUAGAGAAAAUAUAUUUGUUAGUUGAUUGAGAUAACGAAGAAAGUGGAAUAAAUGAUUCUCCUAUCGAAAA
Molecule: messenger RNA, 7274 nt
Organism: Wyeomyia smithii (pitcher-plant mosquito)
Lineage: Eukaryota; Metazoa; Arthropoda; Insecta; Diptera; Culicidae
Gene: inaE
Product: diacylglycerol lipase-alpha
Exons: 11
Coding region: 1381-5391 (1336 amino acids)
Biological process (GO): lipid metabolic process
Cellular component (GO): postsynaptic membrane; dendrite membrane
Source: RefSeq, a predicted model, not a curated record